UCGUUGUUUUUUAUGCUAAAGUUUUGGUUUUUUUUUUUCCAGAUUUUUGUAGCAAGUUUUUUUUCACAAGCUUAAAUCCUUCAAUUUCAAGUUUUGUUUGUAAAAUUUUGGAUUAAAUUGAAGAACCUAGUUGAUCUUAAGAAGCAAUCAGCUGUUAGUUUUAAGAAUCAAUUCGUUUCCUUCUUGAACAAAUACAAGGACGUUGUUGGAUUCGGAGAAAUAAUGGAUUUUAAAGGUAUAAAGUGGGUUGGGAAUGUCUACCAGAAGUUUGAAGCAAUGUGCUUAGAGGUUGAAGAAAUCAUUGUGCAGGACACAGCGAAAUACGUUGAGAACCAAGUUCAUACGGUUGGUAACAGUGUCAAGAAAUUCUGUUCUGAUGUGGUUCAAGACUUGCUUCCGGAUGAUGACUCUGUAGGUUCAGGAAAACCUUUACCCGUUUCUAUGCUGAAUGAAUACGCUCCUGUUUGUUCCUUCAAAAAGAAAAGAGAAAGCGCGAACCGAAAAACCAGAGAUGUGAAGCAAGAGGAAGAGGUAACUGAGGGGAAGAAAGAUGGAUGUGCAAUGAAUUUGCGUGGUCUCGAUGCAGAUGAUUACGAUAUAUGUACAUCUCCGAGGCAGUAUAGUUAUGGAGGUCCAUAUAGAAGAGGAAGAGUCGGCCGCAAACAGAUCUUUAAAAAAGAGGAGCUUUCCCAAAUCACCAGGCCUUAUAUCCAGAAAGACUCGAGUAAUUUAACAAUGGUUCAUAGUGCUCGUGUCAAAGAUGAUGUUGGAACUGUGAACUCAAGUAGUUUAUCAAUGGCUCAUAGUGGUCGUGUCAAAGAUGAUGUUGGAACUGUAAACUCAAGUAGUUUAUCAAUGGUUCAUAGUGCUCGUAUCAAAGCAGAUGUAGAAACUGUUAAGUCAAGCGAUUCUCGCCCAGGUGAAAUAGAAAGACUCAUCUCUAAGAAGGAAUGUCAGAAAGACGAUAGAACUGACAAUCAACAUGGUCUGACAAUGGUUAAUUCUGUUAGAAGUAAAGAUUCAGAGAUUAGAACCGAGAUUGAACACAGUCUCACUGUUGUUAAUUCUGUUCGAAGUCAAGAUUCAGAGAUUCUACCAUCUGUUGCUACUAGCUUACUUACAGGAUCAUCUAAUGAAUUCAGAAAGGAAACCAAAGAGGAUUCGAUGGAAGCAAGUUCGAGUUCUGUCUCCGAGCAGAAGUCCGAGAUUCUCCAACAUCUUAGUGGAAGAUCAGUUGAGGAAAGCUGUAUACUUGUCGACAGAGACGAAUUCCAUUGUGUGUUUCCUGACAAGAUGGAGAAUGACAAACACAAACCUUACAAGAAGAUCAGAGACGCUAUAUCUUCAAGAAUGAAGCAAAACAGAGAAAAGGAAUACAAGCGUCUUGCGCGUCAAUGGUACGCAGAAGAUGUUGAGAAUGGGAGUGAAUGUGGCGAUGAUCCGAAACCAGAAGACGAAAACCGAUCAUCAGAAGAAUCUGAAUGGGAGCUUCUGUGAAAUGUUGAAUGGUACAGACUACAACAGAGAAUAUAGCUCUACUCUACUCUCCUCUACUCUCCCUCUCUUGUGUAUAUAAAAGAAUGUAUUAAGCAAAACAUAAGAAGCAGCUUAAAAAAGGCUUCUUCUGGCUCUGGUUACAUAAUUUAAUAAGGCCCUUAAAAAUUUAUACUUUUAUCAAAUUUUUAUUUGACGUCUAUUUAUAAAUUUCAAGUAAAAA
This is a messenger RNA of Capsella rubella, 1717 nucleotides long. RefSeq lists its product as uncharacterized. NCBI's taxonomy places the organism in Eukaryota, Viridiplantae, Streptophyta, Magnoliopsida, Brassicales, Brassicaceae. The record is from RefSeq and is a predicted model, not a curated record. Bases 223 to 1497 code for a protein of 424 amino acids. The transcript has 5 exons.